Messenger RNA from Sebastes umbrosus (honeycomb rockfish), 3077 nucleotides. It is a transcript of the gene capn3b, whose product is annotated as calpain 3b. Lineage: Eukaryota; Metazoa; Chordata; Actinopteri; Perciformes; Sebastidae. Gene Ontology annotation, cellular component: cytoplasm. The record is from RefSeq and is a predicted model, not a curated record. The transcript is spliced from 23 exons. Gene Ontology annotation, molecular function: calcium ion binding; calcium-dependent cysteine-type endopeptidase activity. Gene Ontology annotation, biological process: negative regulation of apoptotic process; proteolysis. Bases 217 to 2526 code for a protein of 769 amino acids.
CAGCAGCAGGGACACAACAGUGGGCGCUGGUGUGAGAGGCUGUUGGCUGGAAGACGGUCUAAGAGCAGCAAAAUAGAGGAACUAGAAGUGAUCAUCAGCGUAAGGGAGGACACGGGAAGUUUCUUUGGGCUGUUUUGCAAGUUCAUGCCGUUUCUGCAAAUAAGAAACUGACUCUGAAACAGGAACACGAAAGCCUGAGGCGUUCACUGAUAAAAGAUGGGGGACAAGAAACAUAAAGUUGCUCAUGUUGUUGAAAACACAAAGGUGAGAGUUCUUUAUGAAACUGAAGCAUCAAACGGGCCCGACGACAAAGCAAAUUACCCUCCAGCUGGAACCAACUCCAUCUACUCUGCCAUUCUAAGCCGAAACGAGGCCAUCAAGGAUGCAAAGCGUCUCAAGACUUUCUUGGAGCUGCGAGACAAGUACGUGAAGAAGAAGGUCGUGUUCGAAGACCCCCUGUUCCCUGCUGACGACUCCUCGCUCUUCUACAGUCACAAACCGCCCAUGAAGUUUGAGUGGAAACGUCCAUCGGAAAUUUGUGAAAACCCCAAGUUCAUCAUAGACGGAGCCAACAGGACAGACAUCUGUCAAGGAGAAUUGGGUGACUGCUGGCUGCUCGCCGCCAUCGCCUGUCUGACGGUGAACGAGAAGCUGCUGUACAGAGUGAUUCCUCCGGAUCAGAGUUUCACGGACAACUACGCCGGCAUCUUCCACUUCCAGUUCUGGCGUUAUGGCGAAUGGAUCGACGUGGUCGUGGACGAUCGCAUCCCGACCUGCAACAACAAGCUGGUUUUCACCAAAUCGUUCAGGAAGAACGAGUACUGGAGCGCUCUUCUGGAAAAAGCUUACGCCAAGUUGCACGGCUCUUAUGAGGCACUUAAAGGGGGCAACACUCUGGAGGCCAUGGAGGAUUUCACGGGAGGAGUUACCGAGUUCUUCGAGUUGGCCGAGGCGCCCAAAGAGCUCUACAGCAUCAUGAGGAAGGCGCUGGAGCGAGGCUCGCUGAUGGGCUGCUCCAUAGAUAUUUUUUCAGCGGCUGAACUGGAGAGUCGGACUGACCAGGGGCUGGUCAGAGGUCACGCCUACUCCAUCAUCGGGCUGGCGGAGUGUGACGAGGUUGCAAAGGAUACCAGGAUUCGCCUGAUUCGCUUGCGUAACCCCUGGGGCUUUGUGCUGUGGAAGGGACCGUGGAGUCCAAACUCAAAGGAGUGGUCGACCAUUUCCACCGCAGACAAGGACAACCUAAAAAAACAGACGGUGGAGACGAGUGAGUUCUGGAUGUCUUUCGAUGACUUCAAGAAGAACUUCACAAAGCUGGAGAUGUGUAACUUGACCCCCGACACCCUGCAGGGUGACGAAAGGCACAGCUGGACGGUGUCGGUCAACGAGGGUCGCUGGGUCAGAGGCAGCUCUGCUGGCGGCUGCAGGAACUUCCCACAAACGUUCUGGACGAACCCUCAGUACCGGCUGCAGCUGUACGAGGAGGACGACGACCCGGAGGACGGGAAGAUGGAAUGCACCGUCGUCGUGGCUCUGAUGCAGAAAGGUCGAAGGAUGCAGCGCCAUCAAGGGGCCAAAUUCCUCACUAUUGGAUUCUCCCUCUACGAGGUGUCGAAGGAGAUGUGUGGACAGAACCAACACCUGCAGAAGGACUUCUUCCUCUACACGGCCUCCAAAGCUAAAUGUAAGACGUACAUUAACCUGCGGGAGGUGACGGAGCGGAUCCAUCUGCCCCCCGGGGAGUAUGUCAUCAUCCCCACGACCUUUCAACCCCAUCAAGAGGGAGAGUUCAUUCUCAGGGUCUUCUCUGAGAAGAAGAACACGUCCGAGGAGGCGGAGAACACGAUCAACUCUGACCUGCAGCAAGACCAGAUAAAGAAAGAAAAGCCUAUUGUAUUUGUGUCAGACAGAGCGCGAGCCAACAAAGAAAUCGAGCACGACGGCAUUCGUGGGGAGAAGAAGAAGAAACCGAAGCGAAAACAACAGGAACCUGAGGAGGAGACCGAAGAGGAAAAACAGUUCAGAGCAAUUUACCAGCAGAUAGCUGGUGAGGACAUGCAGAUCUGUGCCAACGAACUCAAGAUGAUCAUGAAGAACGUACUCUCCAAACAUAAUGACGUAAAGACAGACGGUUUCAGCCUGGAGACGUGUCGCAGUAUGAUCGCCUUGAUGGAUACUGACGGGACAGGGAAACUGAACCUGCAGGAGUUCAAACACUUGUGGAAAAAGAUCAAGGAGUGGCAGCUGAUCUUCAAACGAUACGAUAACGACAAAUCUGGCUCCAUCAGCAGUUUUGAGAUGAGGAACGCUGUUAAUGAUGCAGGGUUUCACCUCAACAAGCAGCUUUACGACAUCAUAGCGAUGCGCUACGCAGACGAACACCUCAACAUCGACUUUGACAGUUACAUCUGCUGCUUUGUGAGACUAGAGGGAAUGUUCAGAGCUUUUAAUGCUUUUGAUAAAGACGGAGACGGAAUAAUCAAGCUCAACGUCCUGGAGUGGCUUCAGCUCACCAUGUAUUCAUAAAUCAACAUCUUGACCGCUGAUGUAGCCGCAGACGGUUGGAGAUCAUGUUCAUCACUCAGCUCUCCUGGACGGCCUCUAAAUGUUUUUAUUUUUGCACAGAUUUUGGGAUUACAACAAAGUCUUGUGUUCACAAAUCAGACGUUUGAAGACUUCUCUAGUUUUUAUGUCAAAUUUAGAUUUCAUCACUCAGACUGUGAUGGUUUAGAUCAAUUCUAUUUUAUCUUAUUUUUAUGUGACUGACAUAAAGGGUAUCUUUGGUAUUUUUAACCUGGACUCUAUUUCCCCAUGUUUUUGUGUCUAAGUGUCAACAACUUUUUACAGUUUUUCUCUAUCGCUUUGGCUCAAUUCUUGAAUUACAUUUUUUUUUUUUUCAAAACAAUAAAUUCAAACCUCUAAACAGUUAGUUUGUUGUUCACAACAGAUUUUAAUUUCUCAUUCAUUCAAGCAAAUUGCACAUGUUUUGGCACAUGUGCAAAGAGUCAGUACAAUAACCACUUGCACGUCUUUCUGAUCAACCCUGCAGAGAAAUAAAACCUUUUUCUUACCUUUGG